Schistosoma turkestanicum is the source of this 2004-nucleotide messenger RNA. The record is from the annotation of a GenBank genome assembly. NCBI's taxonomy places the organism in Eukaryota, Metazoa, Platyhelminthes, Trematoda, Strigeidida, Schistosomatidae.
AUGUCUAAAUUGGUUCGUAAAAUCAUAAAUACGCCAAAGGCACCAAAGUCUAUUGGACCGUACAAUCAAGGUGUAGUUGUGAAUAACGCAUUAUAUGUUUCAGGCCAGUUGGGUCUGGUUCCUGAUACAAUGCAGUUUGCUGGAGAUGAUGUAGCGUCACAAACUCAUCAGUCUCUUAAAAAUAUCAAAGAAAUUGUCCAGUCUGCUGGCUUCACUAUGCAGGAUGUUGUUAAGACUACUGUUCUCUUAGCCGAUAUGAACGAUUUUGGAGAAGUUAAUAAGAUAUAUGAGCAAUAUUUUCCAGAUCCAUAUCCAGCUCGGGCUGCUUACCAAGUGGCAUGUUUGCCGAAAAAAUUGAAGCGGUUGCAAUUCAGGAGGAAUCAUUAUCUAAAGAAAAUUAAAGAUAUUUGUCUAUUAAAGUUUCAUACACUAGUAAUGAAUAAAGAAAAUCGAAAUUCUUCACAACUUUGGAGUAUUCUUGCUCGUGCAGUCAAGUAUAGUUACAAAGAAGGAAAGAUUAAACUACCUUACAGCGGAUUCUUGGAAACCAAUCCUUUAAUGAUAAAGGUUUUUGGAAUCCACGUAUUAGAACAUUUAGCGGAGAUUGAUGAAAAUACAUUAUGGUUGGAGCUUGUGCCACGUCCAGUUAUUUAUCAGUCAAAUAAUUCAAUUGAAUUACCCACCAUUGUUUCAUCUUUACAUAUACGAGUCUAUGAAGCGCUUAGCAAUACUAAAACAGCUGAUUCUUCUUGUAUGAAUCCAUUAUUAGAUGUAUUAACUGGUUUCGAUAACACAGGGAAUGUUCAUUUAUGGUCCAGCGAAAUUUUAUUAGCUCAUAGUAUGUUUUGUGAUUAUCUUUAUCCUGGUCUAUGGAGUGAAUUAUACAAAAAUUUUAAUGAUCAUCCAAUUGAAAAUGUCUGUGAAUUAUGUGCUGGUAUGACUGGUGCUGCUGGUCUGGCUAUUUCUGUACGUAAAUAUUCCAAUAUAUUUAAAACAUCCUAUGUAUUGAUUACUGAUGGCAAUGAUCACUGUGUUGCAUCAAUCUCCUCUAUUGUUGAACAUCAUUCUAAACGUUUAUUGGAUAAUUGCAGUCCUAAUCAACCUUUCCUGCUACACAUGGAUGUAAAGAAUAUACGAUGGCCUAAAGAUUCGUCACAAUCAUCAUCGUCAUCGAUUGCUCAACUAGAUGAAUCAUUGGUUCAUCGAUUUGACUUAAUUAUAGCUGCUGAUUGUUUCUUUGACCAGUUCUACCAUUUUAGUAUGUUGAAUACAAUCAAUAAAUUAUUGUCUUUACAAUCUGGAUCAACAUUUCUAGCCAUUUCACCUUUACGUGGUAAUAGUCUGCAUAAUUUCAUCAAUUUGGCUCAUCAGACAGAACAGGCUUAUAAUUGGAUUGUGAAAUUAAUAUCACCAUCAGAUUACUUAUCGUCGCAAUUGAUCAGUUAUUUAAUUGAUGAAUCGAAUCGUAUUAAUUUGACCGACAGUGAAUUAGAUAAUCGAAUUGUGGUCGGCGGCCUUGCGUUAUUUGCAACAGCUGUCUUCAUUAGAUUUUAUAAAUUAACUGUUGUACAACCCAAAAACUAUCUUCGUUCAAUGUCUCAGUGUUCACCACUUAUUAAAAGCAUGUCUUGGGGUUCCAUUACAGUGGAAACAGUAUCCGAAGAUGGAACAAUCAAUCCAAACAAAUUAGUCACAUAUCGAGAUGCAAAACUUUGGCCAAACGGCAGCCGUGCUUGGGAUUGGAACGAGUCUGGCACUGGUCAUUUUGCAGGAAUACAGAACCAGGAUGUUGACGAAUUACUCAGAUAUAAACCAAAUAUUAUUAUACUGAGUAAAGGAGUAUUAUCUCAGUUAAAAGUGCCUCAAUCAUUAAUUGAUUAUAUAAAUCAAUCUGAUCCACAUAUUAAGGUAAUGGUACAGACAAGUAAAAAAGCAUUCGAAUCGUAUAAUCAAUAUGCGAUUCAAGGUGAACGUGUUGCCGCUUUAAUACACACUACCUGUUGA